GAAGAAAUUUUAAACUCUCGUCCUUCUCAGUGAUGGCGGCUUCGUUUCGUUCGCUCCCUUCAAGCUGCAACAACAAAUGGUACUACACCCGACAGCAGAUCGACAACAGCCCGUCUCGGCAAGCUGGACUUGAUCCCGACAAGGAGCUGUCCUACAGACAACAGGCAGCGAACCUCCUCCAGGACAUGGGGCAGCGGCUCAAUGUAUCCCAACUAACUAUUAAUACAGCUAUUGUGUACAUGCAUCGUUUCUACAUGGUCCAAUCAUUUACAAGGUUUCACAGAAAUGUCAUCUCUCCGGCCGCUCUUUUCCUCGCAGCGAAGGUUGAGGAGCAGCCCCGAAAGUUGGAACACGUAAUCAAGGUGGCGCAUGCAUGUCUAAACCCUCAGGACCCCUCGCCGGACACCCGCAGCGAUGCUUACCUGCAACAAGCCCAAGACCUGGUCAUUCUUGAGAGCAUAAUUCUCCAGACCCUGGCGUUUGAGAUCACAAUUGAUCAUCCUCACACUCAUGUGGUGAAAUGCACCCAGCUGGUCAGAGCCAGUAAGGAUCUGGCCCAAACAUCUUACUUCAUGGCAACCAACAGCCUGCAUUUGACCACGUUCUGCCUGCAGUAUAGUCCACCUGUUGUCGCCUGUGUCUGCAUCCAUCUGGCCUGCAAAUGGUCCAACUGGGAAAUCCCCGUCUCUACGGACGGGAAACACUGGUGGGAGUAUGUGGAUCCCACAGUCACCCUGGAGCUGUUAGACGAACUCACCCACGAGUUUCUUCAGAUCCUGGAGAAAACACCCAGUCGGCUCAAGCGAAUUCGAAACUGGAAGGCCGGAGGUCAAACUCCAAAAGCCAAGCCAAAGGUGCAGGAGGACGGAGACCAAAGAGACACCAUGAUCAGCAUGAUCUCUAUGGUGUCAUCAGAAAGCACCGUGGCGGGCCUGAUGAGCCUCUCGGCGCCGCCGUCCGGCUCCUCCUCCUCGGGGGGAGACAAGGAGCGGGUGGUGCCGGGCAGCGCUGCCACGUGGAGCGGAAAGGGCGUGGUCGGCGGCGAGCAGCCGGCGGCCAACCACGAGGUCCACGCCCCGGCCAAGGUGUCGCUGAGCGAAUACCGGGCCAAGAACGCUGACGUCCUGGCCGCCCAGAAAAGGAAGCUGGAGAACAUGGAGGCCAGUGUGAAGAGGGACUACGCCAACGCAGCGCAGGCUCUCAUUGGCCAGCAGAAGAAGCAUCAUCACCAGCAGACCAGCUCCUCCUCGUCCUCCGACGUUUCCAACCCCUCGCCCAUCAUCCUCAAAAUUCCCGUGGACAGGGAGCGGCCCGACAAACAUUUGAAAAUGCGUUUCCCGAUGCCCGCAGGCGGUGGCGGUGGCCAUGGCGACAGGGGUCAGGAUCCGGACAUCAAAGUGAAAAUACGGGUGCCGGAGAAGCCGAGGGGGGGUUCGGGAGAGGAGGGAAAAAGCCGGGAGAAGCACAGGGAGCGCUCCAACCACCACCACCAUCAUCAGCAGCAUCAUCAUCAUCAGCAGCACCACCACCAUUCCUCCUCCAGCAGCGCCUCGCUGUCCUCCUCACACAAACACUCGUCCAGCACCGGCGGCUCGCUGGGCAGCAACAAAAAAGUCCCGAGCGACUCGUCCAGGUCCAGUUCCUCGUCUUCGUCCAGCUCCCGAAAGAGGACGCAUUCCCAGGACCCUCAUGCCGCCUCCGCCGCCAAGGCCAGCAAGACCUCCAGGAACGCCUACCAGCUGCCCUCCCUGUCUUCCGGACAAACCCUGGGUUCAGACGUCCUGCCACCGCUGGGCCUCUCCCACCACCAGGGAGCAUUCUCGCACUCCAAAGGCGACAAGAUGGACACUAACGGGCACGGUGCGGCGGACGGCGCUCAGUCCAACGAGUACCAGGACACUUUUGAGAUGCUGAACUCGCUGCUGAGCGCGCAGGGCGUGCAGCCGUCGCAGCCGUCCAUGUACGACUAUCGAUCCCAAUACGCGGACUACCGGUUCCCCGGCGGCUCCAGGGGUGCCAACCCCAGACCGCCACCCUUGCCCUCAGAACCGCCUCCCCCUCUGCCGCCACUACCCAAAUGAUCCUCUGGUCAUUUAUGUAGAUUUUACUUGAAAUCACAAGCGUCCAUCUUAUGUAAAGUGUUGUAAAAAAUAAAUAAAUAAAUUAGCUUUUUUUAAUUAAAUUCACCCAACUUUUUUUUUUUAUGUAAGUUUCUAUGACGGAGUAUUAGGGCCACGCUAAGAAAAUAAAUACAAUUAUGAGAAUAAAGUCUAAAUAAAGCAAGAAUAAACAUAAUAUCACAAGAAUAAAGUUGUAGGAGAAUAAAGUCAAUUUUAUGACUUUUUUCUUGUAAUGCCGUCUUUGUCUCAAAAUAUUAUGACCAUUCUCAUAUAGUUAGGACAUUUUGUCGUAUUAUUGCGACUUUAUUGUCAUACAACUUAAAUUUUGUAAAACUGACCUUUUCUGAAUAUUUCAAAUUUUUUUUCUCAAUUUUGUAACUUUGUUUUUGUAAUAUUCUGACUUUUUUUUCCUCAAAAUAUAAUUUUACUCUCAUACAACUUUGUCGUAACAUGAUCAUAUUCUCAUAAUUUCAUGACUUUAUUCUUGUAAUUGUAUUUUUCCUUAGCGUGGUCCUGACGCUCCUCAGUAAGUUUCAGGGUGACAGCAGAGAAAUGUAAUAAUACGGUUAGAAGUUUCACAUAAUGAAUCUUAAAGCCUCACAAAGAACAAAAGAUUUUUUUCUUCUGCUCAAUUCUGACGAUGGGGAUUUAUGUUAAUGAAAUUCAAACUGCCAUCAGAUAUCUUUUUCCCCCUUUUUGUACUGUUUUUAUAGUAUGUUAUUUAUUGAGUGCUUUUUUAAAAAAACAAAACAUUAAGUCGACCUUUAAGGUUCCCUCCUUUCUGUCUGCACAGGGAGAGAUGUUUUCAUUAAGACUGUACAGUUUGAGAGUGCAUGUCAACAAAGCCAUGUUUUUACAUUUUUAUUUUUAUUUUUCAAGGUAAAAAAGAAAAAAAACCCUCCUGCCUCCAUAACUAGUGGCUGUUUUAUUUGGGUUACUUGUAUGAAGAUUGUAUUGUGGAAUCUUUCUCUCUAUUUUGUUACUGAAAAUUACAGGAAAAAAAAAAAAGAAAUGUAAAGUAAUGAAGCUUGUACUCCUUUAGAUUUUAAGUGUUGCAGUCAUUGUUUUAAAUGGUUGUAAAAUGUUCAUAUUCAGUUACACUAGCUUCAUGCAGUGGGAAAGGUUUAAUCAUAUCUACCCAGUACAGUGGUUAUGAAGGACAGACAUGUAAUCUCGCCUUUGAUGGUUCUGAUUUUAGGUUGUUUGAUUGUGUAAUCCCUCAUGUUAACACUGUUCUGUUUUAAUCAUGUUAAAAUUGGUUUUACACAUGCAAAUGUUCUUCAUAUUUAUUUUUAUUAAUCCAUCCAAAAAUGACCACUCUUUAAAAAGUUUUUGCACGUCCUCUAUAAUUACAGCACCUCCAUCCCACAGUUUUGAACAUGUAGUCCCAAAAAGAAUGUUUAAAUUUUAUGCUUGAGCAAAUUAGCAAAUGUUCUAUUUGUUGGCUGUACAUUUCAUACACACAAAGCUUUAUAUGGGUUUGAUUGUGUAAUAUUUCUGCUCUUAGCCUGCUCCCUUUUUGUUUUUAAUCAGUUUUUAUGUAAAAAAAAAAUGCUUAAAGCAGAUUAUGGUAAUACAGUACAGCAAAUUA
Messenger RNA from Xiphophorus couchianus (Monterrey platyfish), 3711 nucleotides. It is a transcript of the gene ccnt1, whose product is annotated as cyclin T1. Gene Ontology annotation, biological process: regulation of transcription by RNA polymerase II. Lineage: Eukaryota; Metazoa; Chordata; Actinopteri; Cyprinodontiformes; Poeciliidae. The coding region runs from base 33 to 2081 and encodes 682 amino acids. Gene Ontology annotation, molecular function: cyclin-dependent protein serine/threonine kinase regulator activity. The record is from RefSeq and is a predicted model, not a curated record. The transcript is spliced from 9 exons.